AUGGAGACAAAACAAGCUACAGAUAAGCCUAUUACAGACACAACUGAAGUAAAUAGUGAAGAGGAAAAGGAUCCAAAUCACGUUCAAGCUCAAGUUAAAGGGCCAGUGUUACAAGUUUCUAAGGAUGCUUAUGAAAGUCUUCCUUCGUAUAUGACAAAUCUAUCAUCGUGGGAGGAUCUACUUGCAGCCGUGGAGAGGAUCAACUCAAGUUUGAGCAAGAAAGAGAAAACAAAAGGUUAUAACUGCUUCCACCAAGAUGAAAUUGAAGCCUUGGACUUAGGGCCUAAAGGACGUGCUUACUUGCUGCUACUGGUGCGCAUGAAUCAUCUGGUUGUAGAGACAAUUGAUGGGCUGAUUUCUUAUCGAGUCUUGUGAAUGAGAGUCAAACUGAUGGGCAUAUCAACUUUAUCAAGUAUACAAAUUGCAAACAAGAUCAAAGUAGACAACCAAAAGACAAAUUUGCCUUGUGUGUAACAUUUGA
This is a messenger RNA of Hibiscus syriacus, 481 nucleotides long. RefSeq lists its product as uncharacterized. Gene Ontology annotation, biological process: chromosome segregation. NCBI's taxonomy places the organism in Eukaryota, Viridiplantae, Streptophyta, Magnoliopsida, Malvales, Malvaceae. The transcript has 4 exons. The coding region runs from base 1 to 375 and encodes 124 amino acids. Gene Ontology annotation, cellular component: outer kinetochore. The record is from RefSeq and is a predicted model, not a curated record.